UAUUUUAGGGGAAAAGUUUGGUAGGAUAGGUUUUAUUAGCAUUGACAUUUGUGAGCCUUGACUUUUUUCUUUAAAAUUAUGUUUUUGAUUUGAGGAUUAAUUUUUGAUUGAAAAAUUGCAAAACCUAGAAAUGAUUUGUUUGAAAAUACACCAAUUUGAUGUCAUUGUAAACAUUGUGGAUUUACAUCAAAACUUCCAAAGAGUCCACCAUAUAAUUUUGUAUCAAUAAUACAAAGGCAUAAUAUAUAAACGAAACGCUUAACUUUGGUUUCAAUUUUGUCGACAACUAAAUAUUCCAACUUGUACAUAGUGGAGAUGAGUUGAGGGGUAGAGAUGUGUACUCUCAAUGUUUGUGUACUUACUUGCCAGUUGAUGCCAAGUUUUUUUUUAUGACAAGCGAAGCCCCGCAAUCACUACCCUUUUAGGUGCGAGCAGGGUAAACUUCGCUCUUCUGCAAUAGCUUGUAAACCACACAAGAUAGCUAACUGUACUAGGCAAGUCUCUGUGCGAUGAACUCGACCUUCCCUCUGUUGUUAUAAGCAAGGGGUUUUGAAAUUGAGACCUCCAUUUGGAAUUCCCAAGCCAAACCAUCAGUUACAUCUCUAGGGGCCUUGUUGCACCAAAUCCUAGUGUAUAAUUGUGCUUAAGAUUAAUCCCCCAAAUGUCAGCUUGAUCUGCUUGUUGGCACCGAUUAGGAUCAUCGAAACAUCCUGAAAGAUGUAUAGAGUCUGCUAUGCUCUAAAAUAAUCUAUCGUUCCUCUCCUUCUGAGUGGACUACCGGAUUGUAGAUAGAGUGGUACACCAACAUUGGUGGAACUGCAGAGCAGUGUAUGAUCCAUGCUCUCACCAAUUGUAGUUCACAUACAGAACCAACAGACUAGCUGUCUGUCUUCUCUUUAUCAAGUUGUGUGACAUUAGCAUAGAACUCCUACAUGUAUACCUUAUGAAGACAUUAGGUGCUUUCAUCUGAAUAUGGACCUACAUGUGGGCCUAGAAUCACUGAUAUCAAUUGAACAAUCACAGUGUGGCUUAGCCGGUAACCUCUCCAAACACUUUGUUCCAAAACUAGCUUAAAGUAUCUUCACAGUAUUCAUCAAUAUGGUCCUGUUUCCUGUUUAAGAUAGGUCAUCUAAAGGAUAUCGCAAUAUGAUAUCAUCUUGUUGAAGAAGUUCAGCUACUUGAGCUUCCUUGUGCAUUGUAAUCUGCAGCAAGCAAGGAAGCUCAUAUUUCAGGCUCCAACACCACAUAAACAACAGAUGUGUACCAAUUCCAUUAGCAUAGUAAGACCAGCAUUUCUUGAGAGCUCAUUCCAUCACUUCAUGAUUCCUUUCUGUAAAGGUCGUCAUUUAAUGUUUACGACGUAAUUGCAGAAGCAUUCCUGUUGUUGAUAUACAUAUCUUGCGAGGAUCGCCAUCUUCUAUAGAGAAUUCUCUUUGCAACCAAACCUCCCCAAGAUGAACUUAUUACAGAUGAAAAAUGUGCUUAUGUUCCGGACUCUCCCCUCAGUUAGAGCUAUCGUUAUUCCAUUCCACCAGAUUGUAUCUCCUUCCCGCCUCUACCCUUUCCAUAAAAAGCCUCACAAUAUUUUCUUGAUUUCUCUUAGUGUAUAAGGUAGGUAUAAUGAAUAAAAAUGUAAAUUUUAGUCUGUAUACUCGACAUAAUAAUCUAAUUAGGAUGGUUUAUCCUUUUCUUCACUUAUGUACGAGAAGCUACAACAACGACAAAGAUUAUCGUAUUGAUGCAUAACGAGAUACUCCAUCCUCCAGUCUGAGUUAAUUCCAGAUGCACAAAGACAAAAAUUUACACCUUCUCAUCUGGGAUUAACUCAGAUUUUUUCUUAUUGAUGCGUAACCGAAAGCUUUCCCAAAGCACACCAUGGUUUUGUACAAGCCACCGUGUAUUUAUCUUGUCUGCAGUUCACAGAGGAUCAAUGUGAUAUGUGCAAUCAAGAGGUGUGAUAUGGAAACUACCUUACUGUUUCCGGAAAUAAAAGGAAGAGGUUUGACAUGGACUCAUCGUCCCUUGCUCCUCUCUUUACCUCAAACCCAAUUAGGUAAGAAAAGCCUGCACAUGCACAUUGCCUGGGGGUUAUAUUUUGAAAAAAUUAUCUAUCCACCAGGGAUGCACUGUUUAAUGCACCUUUUAUGAUGUGAACUGUGAAACACAUUUCAAUACUUUUCCUCUGUUUCUUCUAGUGGUAUGGUGCUAAAAGGAUAGACUUAGAAACAGGAUUAGUUUUGACCCUUCAAUGCAGUUUCCCUUUCUUUCUAGCAUCUGAGUUUCUGGACUAGCAAAUCCAUGAGGUUAUUGGGAAAAGUUGCUUUAGUCACUGGAGGGGCAACUGGCAUAGGAGAGAGCAUAGUACGUCUAUUUCAUAAGCAUGGUGCAAAAGUAUGCAUUGCUGAUAUUCAAGAUGAAGUUGGACAGCAUGUUUGUGAGACCCUUGGUAAUGACCAGAAUGUGUGCUUUAUCCACUGUGAUGUGACUGUAGAAGCUGAUAUUAGUAAUGCAGUUGAUUUUACGGUUCAAAAGUUUGGUACACUUGACAUAAUGGUUAAUAAUGCCGGGUUGUCUGGGCCCCCUAUUGGAGAUAUCCGUGAAUAUGAACUUUCUGUGUUUGAAAAUGUGCUUGACGUGAACUUGAAAGGUACUUUCCUUGGAAUGAAGCAUGCUGCUCGCAUAAUGAUACCACUAAAGAAGGGAGCAAUAGUAUCUCUGUGCAGUGUGGCAAGUGCCAUUGGUGGAGUCGGACCUCAUGGUUAUACAGCUUCCAAGUAUGCUGUUUUGGGACUUACACAGAACGUUGCAGCUGAGUUGGGAAAACACGGUGUACAUGUGAAUUGUGUUUCUCCUUAUGCAGUUCCAACUGGAUUAGCUCUGGCUCACUUGCCUGAGGAUGAGAAGACUGAUGAUGCAAUGGAAGGUUUUCGUGAUUUUGCUGCCAGGAAUGCUAACUUGCAGGGGGUGGAAUUGACGGUUGAUGAUGUUGCUAAUGCCGUGCUUUUCUUAGCCAGUGAUGAAUCAAGGUAUAUAAGUGGGCAUAAUCUGAUGGUCGAUGGUGGUUUCUCGUGUGUUAAUCACUCCCUUCGGGUCUUCAGAUAGCUGUAUGUUGAUCGAUCUUAUUGGGAACUUUCAAGAGAUUGUCAUCCUGUUUGUGAUUUUUCCAUUCAAACAAACCUGCUUAUGUUUCCAAAGCACUAUGCUAAAACUAGACUUAUCCUUUGUGAGGAGUUGCUUUGCAAUUUGUGUUGAACUCCAACUGAUUAGUGAUUCCCUUUUUAUGAUUUCUUUUGGAAAUUUGUGGAGUAAAAGUCAAUACUUUUUUUCCUCAUGAA
Molecule: messenger RNA, 3335 nt
Organism: Solanum lycopersicum (tomato)
Lineage: Eukaryota; Viridiplantae; Streptophyta; Magnoliopsida; Solanales; Solanaceae
Product: (+)-borneol dehydrogenase 2
Biological process (GO): abscisic acid biosynthetic process
Cellular component (GO): cytosol
Molecular function (GO): xanthoxin dehydrogenase (NAD+) activity
Source: RefSeq, a predicted model, not a curated record